Molecule: messenger RNA, 412 nt
Organism: Photinus pyralis (common eastern firefly)
Lineage: Eukaryota; Metazoa; Arthropoda; Insecta; Coleoptera; Lampyridae
Product: pickpocket protein 28-like
Exons: 3
Coding region: 22-294 (90 amino acids)
Biological process (GO): sodium ion transport
Cellular component (GO): membrane
Molecular function (GO): sodium channel activity
Source: RefSeq, a predicted model, not a curated record
AGAUUUUUGGAAAAUAAAACUAUGGAUUAUAUCAGAGAAAAUAUACUUGUGGCGCACAUUUAUUACGAAAUAUCAGAAUUCUCCAGAUUUACGAAGAAUGAACUGCAUGCAACCUCUGAUCUGAUCGCCAGUGUAGGAGGUCUCUUGGGCCUUUUUCUGGGAUUCAGUGUCUUCAGUAUUGUUGAAAUAGUCUACCAUUUGUCUAUGAAACUCAUUUGCAAUAGCAUACGCGCCAAAAAGCAAUUACAGGCCGAAAUGAGUGUGGUCGUUGCAAAACCCAAAUUGACAAACUGAGCGAAUCUCACAUAUGUUUACCUUACAGCUCACAUGGACCUGCGAGUAUCUGCUUGUAUCACAUAAUUUGUGAUGUAUGUAUGGAGUCCGCCUGUGGAGCACCCCAUAGUAUAUGCUU